Messenger RNA from Cephus cinctus (wheat stem sawfly), 6187 nucleotides. RefSeq names its product probable E3 ubiquitin-protein ligase RNF144A. Lineage: Eukaryota; Metazoa; Arthropoda; Insecta; Hymenoptera; Cephidae. The record is from RefSeq and is a predicted model, not a curated record. Gene Ontology annotation, biological process: positive regulation of proteasomal ubiquitin-dependent protein catabolic process; ubiquitin-dependent protein catabolic process; protein polyubiquitination. Gene Ontology annotation, cellular component: cytoplasm; ubiquitin ligase complex. Gene Ontology annotation, molecular function: ubiquitin conjugating enzyme binding; zinc ion binding; ubiquitin protein ligase activity. The transcript is spliced from 4 exons. The coding region runs from base 724 to 2022 and encodes 432 amino acids.
GUGACUUGUAUAAUCGUGCAGCUGGUGUCGCAGCGAGGGUGGAAACGUCGCGCAACAAGACUGGAAGUGUCACGGCAGAGUGGCAGUGCAUCCGUGCCAGCAAACAGUGAAAGUGGUGGAGACGCACCACUGAACUGCUGUGAGAUUUAUUAUGAGCGCACGGUGCAGGCUGCGUCGAUUAGUAGUCCCAUUAGUGAAGACGAUGCCGUAUAUUCGGACGUUAACAAGGCAGAGAGAACGAUUUCAUUUGGAGGAUUUGGACUUCGCGAGAAGAACCACGAGAACGGAUACGAAGACAUCGUCGAGAAGGCCGUCCAAGCACUUCCACGUGGUGGUCCCGUGGCGACUUUAACAAAUAGUCGGCAUAGACGUACAAAAACAGAUGCCCGGCCAAGUCGUUCUUGGUAUGGUGGAUGCCUAGGGUAUCCUUCUUACAAGGAAGUUGAGGCUGCAGGACGUCGUCGGUAUCCAUCGAAAUCAUGUUACGAGGAUUUAUCUGGAAAGCAGUCACGUGCAGGUUCAGCAGAAUCUCGUGGAGAACGUCGUAAACUUUUGUCUUUGUCGUGUUAUGCCAAACUGGCUGACAAGCCUUCUAACGAUUUGCCAAGAGUUUUUGGAGCAGGACCUGCUACUUAUUUGUCAUCCCCUGAGGGGUUUACUGAUUUAGAGGCAAAUGGUAUUACGGAUGCUAGUGGUAGUAGAAUAGGUACCAUAGAGCGUGGGAUGCCUAGCCUCCAUUCGUUUGUUGUAAGACGUCCCAUGGACAUGGGCAGUGCUACUAGUUCAGUUACAUCUGUUCAUCCUCCUGCUAAAAAUGUCACCAGUCAGAAGAAAGCUGAUAAGAGCAACAAGCUUGCAGGAAUUAAGUUGCCACGAUUACACAAGGAGUCUAGUGCAGUUAAUUUAUCACCUGUGGAAAGAUCUCUACCGCGAAAGGGAGCCAAUGCUCCUCUCUUAAGACCAGAGAGCAGUGCAAGUUUAGAGGCUCCUGCUGGUGGAAGCUUGAUUAAUCUUAGUCCUGGGUCGCUUCGCAAAUGCGAAACUGCUGUUGGACUCAGUACUCUAGCUUUCGAAGGUCGACCUAUUAAUCGAAGUCGUGUAUGCUCUCGUUGCUCGAGUUUACUCUCGCUUGCAUCCAGCUCGAAAUACAGUUUAGCUGCAGGUAGCUUUGUUCCAGCUGCAUCUCAACAAACUGUUGGACGGUUUCUCUGUAAGCUCUGUCUUGUCGAUGUAUCACUAGCCAAUGCAUCAAGAAUCGAAGCCUGCGGUUGUUCCUACUGUAAAGAUUGCAUGCAGGCGUACGUGGAAUUUGAGAUCGAGGAAGGGGCCUAUGAAAUCAGCUGUCCGGAUGCGCAGUGCGAACAAACGGGUGUGCUCGGCUUGGCGGAGAUUUCAACUAUAGUCACGCCGGAACUUAUGGAGAAGCAUCGAAAAUUUCGCUUGAACAGAGAUAUUUCCAUGGACAAGGGACGUGCUUGGUGUCCACGCGCAGGCUGCGAGACUAUCUGUUCCGUGAACAGUGAAGGAUCUGGUGGACUUUCUCCAGGACCCGUGCAUUGUCCUGGUUGUUCAACGGAUUUUUGUUCACUGUGCCGGGAAUCUUGGCACAGUGGACCCUGCCCCGAUCUUCCUCCUGGUAUACCAUUUGACAGUGACCAUAUCAAGUGCUGUCCCAUGUGUUCCGUUCCUAUUGAGAAGGACGAGGGAUGCGCACAAAUGAUGUGCAAACGUUGCAAGCAUGUAUUUUGCUGGUACUGCUUGGCUUCCUUAGACGACGACUUCUUGCUGCGUCAUUACGAUAAGGGACCAUGUAAAAACAAGUUGGGUCAUUCACGUGCCUCUGUUAUUUGGCAUCGAACACAAGUCAUCGGGAUCUUUGCCGGUUUCGGUCUUCUUCUACUAGUGGCAUCGCCAUUGCUAUUGCUCGCUGCUCCUUGUAUAGUAUGCUGUAAGUGUCGAGUGUGCGGUUCCUCACGACUCGAGCAAGAAGAAGGUAGCCCACCCGAAGACGCCACGACAUAGAGACUGAUGGAGUCACGAAAUAUUUCAUAACUCUGACUAAACUUUUCUUUUCAUUUUUUAUUAUAUAUUCAAUUCUGUUUCCAGUCGCUUUUCUCAUAUUGGCGAACACGUAUAACUCGUGAGCAGAAGUUAUCCUUGGAUAUUUUGCGAUAAAACACGAGUAAAUACAGAAUGAAAAUGAUGGGUUUGCCUAAUAUAACUUGACGACUUAUCUUUUUUUCUCUUAUUUUUACUAUUCUAGUGUAAAUAACGCCAAAAGGCAUACAGACAACGUUCGACAGAAACGUUGUCAAGUCUAUCUUGGUCUAUCUCAUUAUUUACAUCGAUACUCAUUGGUUGUACAGAUUAUUAUUUUCUUAUAGACUUAUUUUUAAGAGGGAAGGUAGUGAUCUAUUUUUAUUUUCUCUAUCUCUGUCGGUUUCACCUUCUUCAUAUUUUCUCUUCUUGGUUCCUCUUUGCUCUUCUUUGAUAUAAAUACUAAUUUUAUUCACGAGAAGUGUGGAUAACAUAUCAUAUUGGUUGCAGGCUUAUUAUGGACAUAGAUUAAGAAAUUUUACUUUCAUAUUUUUAAUCGUAGCGAAGGUGUUACGAAUUUAAUAUAUGCGGGCAUGACGUUUGUCAUUUGAUUUCGACGACGAAAACCGUGGCGCUAGCGGAACAAAAACUGAACAUUCCAAAAAGAAUUUCGUUUUCUCAACUCAUUUGCUUCCGUUUAUGUAUGUACAAAAAUGCUCGUGUUGUUGGAUCUUGCGUUCAUCAUUUUUUUAAACGAAUUUGUCCCACGUUUGACAAUUCAUAAGUAAAUGAUAAACCGUGAAUAAAACACAGACUUGAUGUUAAUAAUUUUAUUUUCCGUUCGCUUUCUUUUUUUUUCAUUUAAUUUUACAACAAAGCUAAAACUGUGUCUUAACAUUUUUCUCUUGUAUAAUCCCUUUCGCCGUGAGGACCUAGUCAUUAUCAUUGCUGAUAAUCAAAUUUCCGUAAAUAUCGUAUUGGAUUAUACUUAUACCGUGUAGAAAAAUUGUUGCUUUAAGGGUUGGAAGAGAAAUAAAAUGAAAGGAAGUAACCGCGAGUUAUUUUAAUAACGUGACAUUCCGGACGAUAGUAGGGCUUUAUUUUUCAUUGCAGUAAUAUCGGUUGUGUACUCAUUAUUUUGUGAAACAACCAAUUAACACCAAAGAGAUACUUGAAUAAGACAGGAAUAUAUCGAUUUAUAAGUUCGCUCAAAUGUGUUACUUAUUGUGGUUCGCGCCAAAAAAUAUCGACACGAAUUGCUACACUUGAGAAAUAACUGAAAAUAUUCAUUUUAACUGAACAACCCCCUGUCUGGAAUUUUAAUACUUAAUCCAAUGCGCUGACUGUAGACGUUGCUACGUGCAAUUUAAAUACAUUCAGUAAAUACAACAAUAUUAUGUAUGCAUAUAACAACGUUCUAACAACAAAAUACGUUAACUACCAGAUUCUUUGAGUUUACUAGUCUUUGCUAAAUUUUUAAAAAUACAAGAAACAUUUGUUUAUCGGUAAAGAGGAAUUAAAGGGCAAAGUGAAUCACGAAAGUGUCGCUUACACAAGUCAAGAAUCAUGUAACACUAGUUAGCUUUCUUUUUUAAUAUAAAGAUAGAGAAGUUAUGAAUGAAAGUUUUUAGUCUUAAAAUUAACCCUAACCCAUUUCAUGCGUUGUACCUAAUUUUCAAACAUGGAUAUUGAUAUAAUUAAUGUCUUUUCACUAAAUGAUUACAUCUACGGUAUCUGAUACAUCUUAAUUGUUUGUUACGUGCACAGUCUAUCUGUUUUUCACCAUAAAUUCUUGUGAAAGAAGCAAAUAAAUAUUUCAUACUUUGUCUAAUGAUGUAUCCGUUAGUCUAUAAAGGACAAAGAAAAGUAUCUUUUUAGAAAACACUAAAUACACAAUAGAAUCAGUGCGCAGGUUAACCACAGGAAAGCUUGAAAAAUGCAAAAUACAAUUAGUAUGCUUACGAACAUGAUUGUCUAUGAUUGUUGUAAAGUACACAUAUUUUUGUUGAGACAUUAUCAAUUCGUGUCUUGAUUGUUAAAUAUGAACACAAGACCGUGAAUAUUAUUUUAUUAAUUACUUUUUUUAGUUAAAAUAUAACAAUACACAUGUAGCAAAACUAAAAUAACUGCAUCUUCGCGUUCAGUGUUUCAACAUAGUUUUCGUUUCACAUUCAUAAUAUAUAUAGAGCAUACGAUGCCUAAAGAACAAAAAUAUUGUUUUUACAAUAAAAUAGUCAACAAGUAAAUUGCAUUAGACUUGUUUUGCGCGUGAGGUAAUACUAAUGAUUGGCAAAAUAAGCUUCUAAAGAGAAACAGGAUUCGUAACGCGUACAGCAAUUAACAAGAAUAAUGAAAAUAAAAGAAUAUUUCAAAAAUUUGAUGAAACCGACAGAUCGGUCGUCGUUAAUAAAUAAAAUAUACAAAGAGCCUAUAUGAUUAUUAAUUCUAUAAAAAAAUAACAGUUAUAUAACAAUAGUCUUCUGUUUUCCUUGAUUUAAUACCAAACGAACUUAUGUCAUCGUUCACUGCCCUGUUAGAAAGAAUCACAGUACACCUGCGUCCAUUAACAUUUAUGAAAUCUGUCAAAUAAUAAAAGUUAGCAUAAGAAAUUUUAAUUAAAACAAAUAAUAGAGAUCUUCCAAUUGCACGUAAUACAAUUUAAACGGCGCUACGAAUGUUUCAAGGCUUUUAUGCUGUUCGGCUAUCUACAGUUGAAUACUAAAAUCGAACUAUAUAAUUGUUUAAUAAUUAGAGAUAUAUGUGACGAUAGAUUUAAAUUGUAGUUAUAUUGUUAAAGUAACCCAGUUGUAUUUCCGGGGAUUGUAUUAUUGGUGAUUUGGCAUUAUUAUUAAAUAUCCAAAGGGAAUAGGCGUACGGUAUAUUCUUUCCAUUUAUAAUUUGUUUUUCAACAUUGUAUAUAUAUGAUAUAUAUAUAUAUACACACACAUAUAUUGACUGUCUAAAUUUAAAGUGCAACCAUUAUGUGUAAAUAUAGCUUAACGUGACUCAUAUAAUUGUAAACAUUUUGUACAUAAAGAUAUAUUAGACAUUAUAAUUUUCCCAUGGUUUUGGGUCAAUGAGUCAUGCUUUAAUUAUUUCCAUAUCGUAUGAUACAGUUAAGGUGAGAGAGAUUAUAGAAACAUAAUGAUAAUAAGAGAGAUUCGAUAAUAUAUAAUUAAUGAUGUCUGUACAGAAUAACUCUGAGUUUCUUGAUGAUUCUAAGGCUCUUUUGUGUGGACGACGGAGAGAGAUAUUUUUUAUCGAGUAUGUAUAUGUGAGAUUGAAAUAUAAGAAUAUUAAAGAUAUCGUGAAGUUUAUACAUAAAUUGUAUUCUCAACCGAGAGCAAUGAAGAUUGUUAGAAAAAUAUAAAUGAGUGUGCCGUCUGAAUCUUGGGAGUGGUGAGAGUCUAAGAGUAUCUAAUGUAUGCAUAUGUAGCAUGGACGCAAGCAUUUUGUGAUUGUCUGUUGUGCGUUAAUGAAGAAUUAAAUUUUGGAAGCGUCGAAAGCUUCGUUAAAUGUAUUUUUUUAAAUAUAUUUAAUGGUUCGAACAGUCUGUAAUAGUGUUAACAAGAAACGUGAUAGAUUUUUCUCGCUUUCUGUAUACUUACUCGAUAAAUAUGAUUCUGGACGCUUUGCGAAUUAUUGGAAUGUAACAAAAAUUUGCAGCGACACGUUGUAUGCAAGUGUGCAAUUUUUAAAGAGCGUAGAGAUUGCCGCGCAUGCGCAAUGGCGUCCGUCUCCUGUGCGCACGCCAUCUUGUGCCAAGUAUAGUACUAAUUAAACUUGACGAUCAUGAUUAAUUUUUUUCUGACAACCGAAUUGGAAUCUCUAGUUUACUCAAAAAAUAAUUUUUGUUAAAUAAUCAACUCGUUUUCCGAAUAUUUCCUGAAAUUCUGCGAUUGGGUUUCAUUGUAUUUUCUUUUCUUUCGCUUUAUUUUCAUUUUGUUUUCUUUAUUUUGGUGUCGUGGCGAUCGUACUUUCUUGCGUACGGUACACCUAUGCGUUUAUCCGCUUUGUCGUUCGGGAAUAGAAUCAAAGGCUUUUAAAUGGUAUUAGCGUAAGUCACCGUGGAUUUUAUAGAUGAUAGAGUAAUCAAAUGUUUUAUCACAAUAAAUAAUGUCUGCGCUAUAAAAUGAAUUGCAACAAGAAA